Molecule: messenger RNA, 1359 nt
Organism: Naegleria gruberi
Lineage: Eukaryota; Heterolobosea; Eutetramitea; Acrasida; Naegleriidae
Exons: 1
Coding region: 1-1359 (452 amino acids)
Cellular component (GO): plasma membrane
Molecular function (GO): calcium-activated cation channel activity
Source: RefSeq, a predicted model, not a curated record
AUGACGUCAUCACCAAUAGCUGUUGGUGGCGGUGGUAUUUUAUCAUCAUCAUUAUUGGCCAUUGGUGCCGAUGGUGGUGGUGCAUCAGCAUCAUCAUCAAGUAUCAAUGAAACUAAUUAUGCUUUACAAUUACAAACUAAUCAUUCCGGUGUUAGUUUUAUUUUAAUUCUUGAUGGUUGUGUUUUUGUUUUAGGCUUGUUGAUUUUAUUUUGUUGUUUGAGAAAUUUACGUUUAUGGAAACGUAAAAAAUCAUCAUCAUCCAAUAAUAAUUUUAAUAUUAAUAAUACUAAUAAUAAUAUUGGAAGUGGUAAUACUAAUAUAAAUGAUGAUAAGAAUGAAAGAAAUGUAUUUAAAAGAUUCUUUAAAAGAAUUUAUCAAUUUUUAAUAUUUGAAAGUGAAUAUGAAAGAAUUGGUAAAUUGUAUGGACAUGAAGUUAGUGUUUAUUUAUGGUAUUCACAUCAAAUGAUAUUAUUUACAGGAUUAUUUACAUUAAUUGGAUUAUCAGUAUUAUUACCAUUACAUUUAACAGGACAAAUUAGUAAUUCUAAUACAAUGAAUAAUUUAAAUGUAAUUUCAAAGAAUCAAAAUAGUACAAAUAUUGAAACUGAUUCAUUUUUAUACAAGACAAGUGUUAAUAUGGUAUUAUCAUUAACAGAUAGAUUAUAUGCACAUGUUAUUUUAUUUUAUUUAUUUUCAAUUUUAAUAUUUUAUUUAAUGUAUAGAUUUGUUAAUUCUAAAUUUGUUAAUCAAUAUAUAAAUAUGGAUGGAUUUGAAAAUGAUUCAAAUAGUACUUUAAAUAUGAUUAGUAAUUAUAGUGUUUUAUUAAAAGAUAUUCCAAUUCAAAUUACUGAUAAUACUAAAUUUAGAAAAUCAGUUGAAUCUAUAUUUCCAAAUUUAAACAUUUAUUCAUGUCGUUUAAUUCAUGAUACAAGUGAAAGAAUUGAAUUACAAGAAUCUUUUGAAAAUUCAAUUGAACAAAUUAAACAUUAUGAAUAUGUUCAAAAUCAAACAAACAAACAUGUUAAAUUAAUUAAAUUAUUCGAAUCAUCCAAAAAAGGUAAAUGUUGUUCUAAAAUUAUUGAAAGAGUUGAUGCUUUAAAUUAUUGGAAUGAAAAGAAAGUAAAAUUAGAACAUUUAAUUAUGGAAUGGGAAGAAACUUUUAAAAAUCAACCAAAAUCAACUGGAUAUGGACAUGUUAUUUUUAAAUCAAUUCAAGAUGCAUCUAAAUGUAAAGCAAUGGAUGAAACUGGUUUAAAAUUAUUUAAAUUGAAUAAUAAUAUGAUGAAUGAUAAUACUACUCCUACUACUAAUAUACUACUACUACUUGUAUCAAUGAUUCAAAUGAUUCAAAUGAUUUAA